GGCGUGAGGGAGCGUAGUACGGUUGGAUCAUAAGCUGUUUCGGGGCUUUUGGCUGACAGUCCACCUGUCCACCUCUCCGUCCGCUUGUCCACAAGGAUACGAGAUGGAUAACUAUACGUUCUCUUUCUCCACGCCGAGCUGGCCUAACAAGGUCCGAGCAUUUCUCACCCAAUUUUCCGAUUUCUUCAGCGCCUUCGCUAAGCAUAUUGCGCCCUCGUAUCACCAUGACCGCUGCGAAAGGUCAGUCCAGAUGCGACUGUAUGCCCUCAACAAGAGGCAGUUUGUUCUGGUGUUCAUCUCAUUCUUUGUGUGCUUUGGUAUCAGCAUCCUCAUCGGUAUAGCAGGACCACCCAUCACAGACAAUGUCUCCAAGGACAGCUCCUCCCUCAUCCCUAGACCUAAUGACACAAAGAUUGGCCCCUUCUAUCUCAAGUCUCCUCCCAUGUCCACCUUCCACCAACAGCUAUGGCUCACAGCCAACAUCGUCACAGACAACAAGGGAGAUGCAAGGUUUGAGCAGCCAUUUAUGAUGGGCAUCAUUAUCCAUGGCAUGAACGGUGAUGACCAGAGUGUCGACCGAGUGACCAAUCCCACCCCUAGUGGAACCCCACACAACCGGUCAAGACUACUCCGCUGUAGCAAGAAAUGUGACGAGCUGAUCGUGAUGCACCUGGGCUUUCUGGACUUCGCCUACUAUCUGAUCCAGGUCCGCUUCUAUGGUUUGGAGAACAGCAAGUUCAACAUAAAGUCAAUUGUAUUCACUUUCAAGAGCUACAACACCUCCUUUACUCAGAUUGAGAUUUGGAUCCGAUUUGUCUUCCUCGUACUGACGUUCCUCUGCACUUGUAUGUUUACGCACUCAUUGCGGAAGUUCUCCAUGCGAGACUGGUCAAUAGAACAGAAAUGGAUGUCAAUUCUUCUUCCUCUACUUCUCUUGUAUGAUGAUCCCAUCUUCCCUCUCACUUUCCUCAUCAACAGCUGGGUGCCAGGGAUGUUUGAUGGUGUCUUCCAGGCCUCCUUCCUGUGUGCCUUGCUGUUGUUCUGGUUGUGUAUCUACCAUGGUGUCAGACAGACUGACCGUAGGUUCAUCCGUUUCUACCUGCCCAAGCUGGUGGUAGUGGGGCUGAUGUGGAUGGCCGCGGUGACGCUGGCAUCGUGGCAGGAGUACAACGAACUGCUGGACCCAACCUACUACUACAGACUGGACAAGAGUAACUUCAUGGGCUUUAAGGUGUUUUUCUUCAUCACUGGAGGCAUCUACUUAUUAUAUCUUGUCUAUCUCCUCAUCCGAGCUUACGCUGAACUGAGAUCAAUGCCAUACUUUGACCUUCGCCUCAAGUUCAUGACGGCACUGAUGUUGAUCGUGUUGUCCAUUAGUAUCGCUAUCACCGAACUGAGGUUUGGCAGUGGCGUGCUGGAGGACAACUUUGUAGCAGAGAUGUCCACACACUAUCAGAAUUCAGCCGAGUUUGUGUCUUUCUAUGGCUUGCUGAAUUUCUACAUGUACACUAUGGCCUUUGUUUAUUCGCCAUCCAAAAAUGCCAUGUAUGAAACCCACUUUAAGGACAACCCUGCCCUGUCUAUGCUCAACGACUCUGAUGAAGAAGUCCACUAUGGAUCUGACCACGAAGAAACAACAUUGACAAGCCGAGGUGCUGGCAAAUAUGACAGUGAUGAAGACGCAUUCCGAUGAUAUGUCACAUGACUGUCAUGUGACUGUUGCCGGGGUGGUGAAAGGUCGACUAUGCAGAGAAUUAGUUAGUAAUCUAGGAAUAUUGGGAUCUAUUUUUAUAACAGUGAAGCUUACAGCUUUGGAAUUGCUUCAGAUGGUAUCUUUUGCUAUGGGCAUAAUGAUUGAUAUGGAUAUGAGGUAGAUUUGUGUUGAAAAAAAAGAUUAAUUCAUACCGUUUAUUCUGUUAUAGGCCAGAUCAGUGUAAGGGCUUUGUUUUGGAGAUGUUGUUCUAGACAUGUUUCCCAAGGCACUGAUGAAUCAGAAUAAUUCACAAUGAAUAUAAUUAUAUCAUAUUAGGCUAACAAAGACCUACUUAGAGGUUGACACUUGUCCCCAAAUCUCAUAUCAGUAAAUAUUGUUGUUGCAUUUACAAUAGUCAAAUAUAUCUAACAUUGAGGAAAUGAGAAAAACAAUCCAGAUUGUUUUCUAUCCCAUUUUUUGUGCCAAGUUUAUGGGCACUCAGUCUGGAAUCCUAGAUACGUUCCUGUAAGAAAGCAAGUGUUAUUCUGAAACUGUAUCUUACUAAGAAAACGUAUCGAUCAGAAGUUGUUACAAAUAUUGCAAUACAAGUAGUUUCUGAAACAGCGUAUGUACUAGUAUGCAUGUAAUAUGUGGAAUUUUUCUGUUUUCACAAAAUUUAAGGCAUGUUUUUCUCCAAACCAAGACCAAAACUAGUAUGGCCUGGAUUGCUGAUAUACAAAUAUUGCCUUCCAAAGCUGACUGAUGGCUGUGUGUAGCCUGAGAAUCUUUACAAAGAGGAAGUUAGAUUUUGACUAGGAGCACAAAAUUAGGGAAAUCAUGUAUGGCAUUUUACUGUGGGAAUGUUUUUUGAGGUUGAAAAAUGACAAGUGUUCCUUGUGAUCUAUCUGAUAAUU
Haliotis rubra (blacklip abalone) is the source of this 2607-nucleotide messenger RNA. RefSeq names its product transmembrane protein 181-like. The coding region runs from base 104 to 1693 and encodes 529 amino acids. The record is from RefSeq and is a predicted model, not a curated record. Lineage: Eukaryota; Metazoa; Mollusca; Gastropoda; Lepetellida; Haliotidae. The transcript is spliced from 13 exons. Gene Ontology annotation, molecular function: toxic substance binding.